GGGAUAUUCUACAAUGUUUGUUUUUUUACAGUCAUCUUCUCGCUUUAGUCUCAGAGGUGAUAAGCUUCAGCAUAUUUAAGAGGCGUGAGUGGAUCAGACCAACUCAUAACGCCGUCCUGACAUUAUCUGACUCUAGAUCCAGAGAGAGAGAGAGAGAGAGUGAGAGAGAGAGGGAGAGAGAGACUGACGCUCACCAUGCUGUGUCACGGCCGCUUCGGUCAUGCGAUAUUGCUCCUCUGUGCUUUUUCAUUGUGGGCUGAAACUGCGAUGUGUGGCUCCAGCUUCCUCAGUCCAUCCCAGAGACCACAGAAUCGUGGAGACCGAAAGCCACCUCGAGUGGGACGGAGGACUGCAGCUGAGCUCGAGACUCCUCUUCCUUCCGAGGAUAGGAUCAUGGUGAGCGCACCGUUCCAGCUGGCUGUGUCUCUCAGUGAGACAGAAUAUCAGGAUUAUGGUCCUGUGCUGCAGAGGAUGUUACUGGAUGUCCUGGGUGAUCCACCAACUUUGGACGGAGCAAACUAACAGCAUCUGAACUGAACGGAUCCUGAUUCGCAUACAAAAUGCACAUUACUAAAACAACAGAUUGUGAAAUGUGAAUAAAAUGAAAAUAAAAUGACACCAUGGCAAGCUUA
Pangasianodon hypophthalmus (striped catfish) is the source of this 632-nucleotide messenger RNA. RefSeq names its product ghrelin. The coding region runs from base 196 to 522 and encodes 108 amino acids. Gene Ontology annotation, molecular function: ghrelin receptor binding; growth hormone-releasing hormone activity. The transcript has 5 exons. The record is from RefSeq and is a predicted model, not a curated record. Gene Ontology annotation, biological process: positive regulation of growth hormone secretion; gastric acid secretion; regulation of response to food. NCBI's taxonomy places the organism in Eukaryota, Metazoa, Chordata, Actinopteri, Siluriformes, Pangasiidae. Gene Ontology annotation, cellular component: extracellular region.